This is a messenger RNA of Ustilaginoidea virens, 4323 nucleotides long. RefSeq lists its product as uncharacterized. The transcript has 6 exons. Lineage: Eukaryota; Fungi; Ascomycota; Sordariomycetes; Hypocreales; Clavicipitaceae. Bases 1 to 4323 code for a protein of 1440 amino acids. Gene Ontology annotation, cellular component: cytosol. The record is from RefSeq and is a predicted model, not a curated record. Gene Ontology annotation, biological process: tRNA methylation.
AUGAAGUUGGUAUUGGACCUCGUUGCCCAGUCCAUUCUCAAGAGCCCGAAUCGAGAAGAAGCCAUCGACAUCAGGAAAAACAUACUGGAAAUCCUGAUAUCCAUCGUGAUUGGUCGCUCGAAGAAGCCGGUCGCAAAGUCUGCUAUAAAAACCCUGGACCACCUUCUAUCAAAAGGUGUGAUUACCCUGGACGACAUAAAGUCAACGUAUGUUUCUCUUCGCGCAGGGCGUGCCGGCCACGACGACACCGACAUCUGGAGAAGCUUCACUGUGGACUUAUUACACUGGAUGAAAUUGCACUUUGUCUGCUCUAUCGCUGGGCGGCUGAUUGUUUCAAUCUAUUGCCACUGGAGGCAAGGGAAAGUUGCAGGGACUGUUCCUGAGAUUGAGACAUGGCAUCAAUGGCUUCUUGAUUUUCUUUCCGAAGAGGCCGUUCUGCUUGAGUCGAUCAAAAAUUACGUCUUUCUGCCACUUUUCAAAGCUGAUAGGUCUGAAGCCUUGAAAUACCUUUGCUGGAUGAACAAAGACCAUGCUUUGUCGAGCGCCAGGAACAUGAGCAUGGGCACCCCUGCACUGCUUCAGCUAGCUGCUCUUGAGGCUGCAUUGGGGAGCGGCGAUGACGGUGCAGGAGAUCCCUUAUCCAUCACUCUUCAAGAAAAGGUUCUGGAGACCGUCUUGGCUCACCCCUCUCACGAAGUUCGAUCCCUGGCACUCUCUCUGCUCGUGACGUCGCCGUCAACAACCAGGCCUUACUCAUCAACUGCGCUCGACCUUCUCAAGAAGCAUUUGGGGUCGUUCUUCGCUGACCCAGAUGCCAAGUUCAGAGUCGAUUUUUCCGCCAAGGCGAGAGACAUGUUCAAGAGAGUGCGAGGUGCUAUUCACGUUUUGAAGCGUAGCAUACGCCGUGCCAAGGCCAAGAUCCAGAAAGCAAACGCGCUUGUCCUGUCAGGGCAGAGCGCUAUUGCGCAGCCGAUCCUCUACCGCUCAAACCUGAUUUCGCUGCCCGAAGCCCAACUUACAUAUUGCUUGCACGCCCAUGUCAAGUUUCUGCACUGGUACCUUGCCUUCCUGUGCAAUGAAAUGAUCCCGACAGCCUCCUACCAGCGUCACAUCGCGGCGUUGAAAGCAUUCAUGUACAUUAUACGAAUGGAAGAUGACGGCUCCAAAACGUGGGACACAGACGAUGACCAGCAGCUCUUCUUUAAUCAGUUCGACAGCAUGUGGGCGCGAGCAUUGCUCGACUUGAUCAUGGACCCCUUUGAAGAUGUGAGAGAUGUUGCUGCUGCCGCUUUGGCAAACUGCUAUACCGACGGAAGAUACCGGUGGCUCACGCUGGAUGGUUUCGGAACGAGCACCGUGCCCGUCGGACAGUUAAUAGACCUGUCUCGGCGCGCCAGUGAACUUGCUCGUAGAACUGCCAGAGCAGAUCACUCCGACGGUGCGGCUAAAGCAUCGCAGCUGCUCUGCAGGUUCCUCAAAUCCGGAAACGAAAGGCUCCAUAUGCUUUCCACAAUGGUUGACGAGCUGAGAAGCAAGAUUGACCGGGUGGAAAACGAUCUUGGUCGGGCCGUUGUCGAUGCUCCUCUUCACGGGGAUUUUGCGUCUCUUUGUGACACGUGGCAGGUGGUAUCAAAAAUCAAGCUUCUGGCUCCACAAAUGUCUCAGGCACAAGAACUACAAGAGCACAUUGUAUCGUGUUGUGAGCGAACUUGGAACGCCGUUCGAGACAUCUUGUGCGAUGAUUCACCUGAGGGACAUUUACCUGAGGAGCUUGAGGAGGUGGAUGGACUUGACACGAAAGGCCUUUUGAGCUACAGCUUUCGUGCUGUUCAUGAAUCAAGCAAUCUCAUGCGAGCCGUGAUUCUCACCGCACGGAACGCUCCUCAGGGGGAUCUCAUUGUUCCUACAAGUGAGUUAUUCGAGCGGAUAGGUAACCUAACCUUUACCCAGCUGGCGAGUUUGCGUCACAGAGGAGCCUUCACCACGGUUUCGGCUACCUUUGCCACGUGCUGUCAACAGACUAAGCACUUGGCAUUUGAAAGGACUAGGCAGUCUCUAUUGGAUACCUGGUACAAGGGUACCUUGAAUGCCAUCUAUUCACAAGCCUCCACAACUCGACGGUCGGCCGGUAUUCCCUCCAUGGUUACGGGUAUCCUCGCAGCUAACUCGCCCCACCCAACCUUUGACCAAGUCAUGAACACACUCACGUCCCUUGCAGCAAAAGAGGCCAAGGUUUCAGAGAUCAAUGGCUCCAAUCUUCCUCAAGUGCACGCAUACAACUGCCUCAAGGACAUAUUCAAAAACUCGCUUCUGACGUCCCUUGGAAACAAGUCGGAAUCCUACCUGCCUGACUGUCUAGAACUGGCCGCGAAAGGGCUGCGAUCCGAGGUGUGGGCCAUUCGGAAUUGCGGCCUUAUUUUCCUGCGGAGUCUUAUUGACAACUUGUUCGGCACUCACGAGAGCAAGGCCACGAUCGAGGCCGGCUGGGACGGCAAGGCAAACCGCAUCCACUACCACCGGUAUCCUAACCUGCCUACCGUUCUCAGGGCCCUCCUCCAGUCUGGACACCGGAUCCUGUCCGAGCCUACGGAUGCCGGCUCGGCAGCCGAGUCGGUGUUCCCCGCGCUGGACCUUAUCCGCCGCGCUGGACCUCCUGACUUGCUUCGCGACGAGAUCCAGGUUCUCGUUGCCGAGUAUUUACUGAGCCCGGUCUGGCAUGUUCGUGACAUGGCAGCUCGCACGCUUUGCUCCUGUCUCUUGCACGAGCGAUGGCUGGCCGACAUCGAGCAUAUCUGUCGGAGCGCCCUGAGCAGACCAUCAGCACAUCGGCAGAAUCACAUUCAUGGGGUCUUGCUGACCUUGAAAUUCGUUAUUGAGAGGCUCAACGAAGUUGCUCCAGAAUGGCUUCUCGGUGAUCUCGAGCACCUGGGAUCGUUUCUUUCCCAGACCAAGUUAGAUGUUUUAUUCUCCAGUUGCCCAGACGUGGUCGCCGCAUACAUGGACGUGAUCAAUGCGGUAUGGUCCAUCGAGUCGGCCCGCAACCUCCCAUUGUCUCCCUUCAGGGUUUCGCUGCCGAAAACUACCACAGGAUCUGCGCUUCUCAAUAUCCAAAAGGCCGUCUACCACGUGUACUUAACAUCAAGGCUCGACGAACCCAUCCCUUACCUGCAAAGCCAUCUUCAGUGUCCCAGCAUUGACCUGGACGGCCUCGUGGCAGCUCUGGAGACCACGUCCAAGGUGUGGCCUCCCCAAUCGUGCUCCCAAGAUGUGCUGUCCUCUUUGUGCAGCUUGUACAUCACCGUCUGCUUGCAAACCAACUACUUCGAAGCCCAAGUUCUGUGCGUAGAAUCCUUGACCUCCGUUAUGGACGACCUGCUCGAACAGAGGGCCUACGACAAAAUCCCUUGUGGUGCGCUGCUUACUCUCUGGACAGAGCUUGCCGCUCGGCCUAUGAACCCUGCUCUUUCAAAUGCCGUCAUCAGGGCAAGCGGCUGCAUUGCGGCAGCCCACAGUCAUCCCGGGUCCACCAGCAGCAGCAGCAGCCUCCACGCCUGGGGACUCAUCAUGGCGGAUGCCGCUCUGGAUGAUAAGACUUUUGACACUCGCUUCGCGGCCGCCUCAUCACUACGUUCCUUCUUUGCCGUCCACAGCUCUCCCCGAGCCCCGGACCACCUCUUCCCCAUGGUCACACUGUACGAUGCCCUCAACGACGACGACGAACAAGUCCGCGAGGUUGCCGCCGCCGCCGUGCAAUCCAUCGUCGGCGACGCGCUUGUGCCUCUUGAGGCAGCGAACCGGCUCCUUCGCUUCCUGGCCACCGCGUUCGGCGCCUCGCCCUGUUUCAGGGCCAUCGUGGCGGACCGUCUCGUCGGGUAUCAUGGCGUCCGGGCUGCCGCGCGGCAGGCAUGGGAGCCCGCAGAGGAUGAGCUCGCGAGAGCAAUGCAGUUUGACGACUCGCUCUUCGUCGUCGAGGAGAAAAACUUGUUUGUCGAUGAGGUGCGCGAGACGAAGCGCUGGGUCGACGUCUUCAACAGCCUCGACUGGCAGGCCGACGAAGAAUCUCUGAUCAAGCUGGACGAUUGGGUGCGGCGAGGCGUCCUUCACCUGGCCGCGUUGGCGGAGGUCAACGACGGACCACUGGGCUGGGCAUCCGACGCGACCGUUUUCGCCAUUUGUACCCGUUUGGUGCGCAGCUCGGCGGCGCUGGCUGGCAAGACGGGGAGUCUGGACAUGAGGCAAGCCAUAGCCACUGCCAAGGAGGCUAUGCGAUUAAAUGGUUCUCGAAUCUCGCAGCUGCUCACGGAGGGGUGGAUUGGCAUUUGA